This is a messenger RNA of Cyclopterus lumpus (lumpfish), 2405 nucleotides long. It is a transcript of the gene fbxo22, whose product is annotated as F-box protein 22. The record is from RefSeq and is a predicted model, not a curated record. Gene Ontology annotation, molecular function: protein binding. The coding region runs from base 93 to 1256 and encodes 387 amino acids. NCBI's taxonomy places the organism in Eukaryota, Metazoa, Chordata, Actinopteri, Perciformes, Cyclopteridae. Gene Ontology annotation, biological process: positive regulation of proteasomal ubiquitin-dependent protein catabolic process; regulation of skeletal muscle fiber development; protein polyubiquitination. The transcript is spliced from 7 exons.
GGGCAGUGUGGCGCAGCGGCGGAGGAGGAGAGGUGAAAGGUCGUAGCUGGGCAGUCUGCAGGAAAACCCCGACCACGACUUGAGAGCAAAAUAUGGGUGAAAAUGAAGACUUUACCGCAUAUUUACAAGACAGCAAGGGUGCAUACGUACUCAGCAAUGUCGCCGAAGUGGUUGAGCGAAUUCUGACCUUCGUACCGACAAAAUCGCUGCUGCGGAUCGCAAGUGUGUGCAGACUGUGGAGAAACUGUGCCCGGAGAGUGCUGAGGACUCACCAGCAGCUGACCUGGGUGUCGGCCUGUGGGCCGUCUAACACAGAGGCCCACGUCCUCUGCAGCAUCCUGGCUGAGGAGGUUGAGAAAGUGUUUCUUGUGCCCAAAACAGUUCUGGCAUUGGUAGACUAUGAGGGCUUCACUGGACGAGCUUAUUGCUACAGACAGAAUAAAGCCAAAAAGAAUCGCCACAGUCCAGACACGGUUGAAGAACUGAACCUGCUCUUCCCGAAAGGCUGUGACAUCAUGGGCAUCACCACACCAGGCGUAGUCUUGACUCCCAGUGGCUCCUGCUCCAGCCUUCCUCAGGAGUACCAGGAGGGGGAGGCUGGUUUUGCAAUCAUGCUCCCCAGUAUAGAAGGUGUCCACAUCAAGCCCUUUCAUUUUUGCAAGAAGUCCAUUUCCCCAACAGCUCUAAAAGACGCAGGACUAGUUGACAACCCAGAGCUUCGCGUGGUACUGAUAUUUGUCUAUGAGGCGUAUAAAACAGGAGGAUCGCAAUUCCUCAGCCAGAUACUGGAGCCUCUGGCCAAGAGCAAAGCUCUCAUCGCUGGAGGGCUGGUAGAAAGUGUCUUCUCUCCUCCCAGACAAUGCUGUAGCCAGGGGGCAUAUGGUGUGGUGGGUCUGGCCUUGAGUGGUCCUAAGGUGCAGGGGGCAUCUGUGCUCUUGAACCAAGAAGUCAGCAACCCAAAGGCGGCUGAAGCCACGAUCCAGCGGCUAAAAGCAGCCAAAAUUCCCGAGAGGAACACCUUAGGAUUCAUGUUCGCCUGCGUGGGGAGAGGCCAGAACUACUACCACAACCAGGCCAACGUAGAGGCGGAGGCCUUUCACAAGGUGUUCCCCAACACGCCGCUCUUCGGCCUGUUUGGCAACGGGGAGAUUGGCUGCGACCGGAUCGUUAAAGACGACUACACGCUGUGCGACACGGACACGGACAGUCUGCAGCAUGAGUACACUACAGUCAUGACCCUCGUCCAUUUAGGCUGACUGACCCACAGUGACAAUGAUCCAACGGUAGUAAAAAAGAAAAGAAACCGCAAGUCGGGAACAAAAAACGUUUUUGUACAGUGUCACUCACAUUAAGACUCACAAUAUUGCUGUUGCCAUUUACGCUCAUAAAGCAGGAAAGUUAUCCCUUUCGCCAAUGUAAAGGCAUGAUUUGGGAAAUUGUGUCCAUCUGCGACUGUGUGUAAACACAGCUUCAUGUUAAAAAUAGUGAGUUUCACAAAGUUUUAUUAUUAGUAUUAAAAUGUGAUAUUCUUGUAAAAUAUGUGUAUAUAUUUUUCCUAAAUUUGGCCCAUGUUCAAGACAUAUCUUACCCACUGACAUUAACCUCGUGGUCUUGUUUUGCAGGUAUGUUAAAAUAUACACGUGUGUGUCCCACAAGCUAUUGUUGUAGUUGGUGAUUCAGCGCAGGCACUUUUUAUUCAUGUAAGUAAGAGUGUGGUCCCUCUUCCACACAAUCGAGGCAAUCCUUGAUUUAAAACGCUCUUCCUUGUUAUUUACGUUUUACACUUAUGGUUUUUACAAAAAAAAUAUGCGUUGACCUACAAAUGAAUACGCUUUUGCAAGAUAUCUAUAUUAUGGUUCAAAUGGGCACAGGGACAUCAGUCAGAAUCUUACAGUGCCUCUUUUGUUUGUCCACAUCAGGUCAAAUCUCCUACUACCUAUUUCCAACUAUUAAUGGUUGGGCUGAAUACUUAUUGGAUCUCCUGCAGCUGAAAAGAAAAAAGUCCCCCUAAGAGAGAAAGUAGAGCAGAACGGCGACACUGUUGGCACGGACCAGCAGGAACUCUCUUUCACCUCACUUAAGACUCAGCUCUUCUACAAUUUCAAACUUUAGGAAAUAGUUCUACUUUCCAAGGUUAGAAAAAAUGUGAGUAAUUGACGUAGAUGAUGAUGUGUAUGAUAAUGGAUAUUUUUGAAAUCCUGAUGGUACACCUUGAGAAUCCAAAUGAGAUAAAAAUGUUAAACAUGCCUUUUAUACAAUAGAAUAUUGGUAAACAUCCAUUAAUGCUUUAUAAUGUUAUUUUCUAGAUGACCCUGUCAUUAAUUGUUGCCACACUUUUUCCUCAUGAAGAAGAAUAUUCUGAUGACAUGAAGGUGCAAUUUCCAGUAAAUGUAUAUGUUUGUUGA